Molecule: messenger RNA, 1532 nt
Organism: Castor canadensis (American beaver)
Lineage: Eukaryota; Metazoa; Chordata; Mammalia; Rodentia; Castoridae
Gene: Bag1
Product: BAG cochaperone 1
Biological process (GO): protein stabilization
Cellular component (GO): membrane; cytoplasm; nucleus
Molecular function (GO): adenyl-nucleotide exchange factor activity; protein-folding chaperone binding
Source: RefSeq, a predicted model, not a curated record
AUGGAGACGCCGCGCUCAGCUACCACCGCUGGGCGGUCAACAAGCGCGGGCCUGGCGGAGCGCGGUGGCGCGCGAAGGCCGCGAGGGGACCGGGAGCGGCUGGGUCCCCGGCGGCGCGCACCUCGGCUCAGCCGGGAGCUGCGCCAGUCGGAGCGCCCAGCCGAGCGCGGCCCGCCUCCCUCUCAGCGUUCAUCUCUGCGGAGUACAGCCAGCGGAUAUGACCGAUCCACCAGAGGCGCCGCCACCGGCGCUUGCAAGCCGCGGGUGAAGAAGAAAGUCCGUCCCCGCUCGACCCGGAGCGAGAAGGUGACCCAGCGCAAGGAGGCGACUCGGCACAAGGAGGUGACCGAGGCCGAGGAAGUGACCCGGCGCAAGGAGGUGACCAAAGCCGAGGAGGUGACCAAGGCCAAGGAGGUGACCAAGGCCAAGGAGGUGAUCGAGGCCGAGGAGGCGACCCGGGACAAGGACGUGACCAGGGCGGAGGAGGUGGCUUGGGCCGAGGAGGUGACCCAGACCGAGGAGGAGACCCAGACCGAGCUGGUGACCCAGAUCGAGGAGGUGACCCAGACGGAGGAGGUGAUCCAGGCCGAGGAAAUGGCGGCAGCCGGGCUCAGCGUGACCGUCACCCACAGCAAUGAGAAGCACGACCUUCAUGUUACCCCACAGGAGGGCAGCAGUGAACCAAUUGUCCAAGACCUGGCCCAGGUUGUUGAAGAAGCCACAGGGGUUCCACUGCCUUUUCAGAAGCUCAUAUUUAAGGGAAAAUCUCUGAAGGAAAUGGAGACGCCUUUGUCAGCACUUGGAAUACAAAAUGGUUGCCGGCUUAUGUUAAUUGGGGAAAAGAACAAUCCAGAGGAAGAGGUUGAACUAAAGAAGCUGAAAGAUUUGGAGAAGUCUGUGAAGAAGGUUGCUGACCACCUAGAAGAACUGACUAAAGAACUUACUGGAAUCCAGCAGGGUUUUCUGGCUAAGGAGUUGCAAGCUGAAGCUCUCUGCAAACUUGAUAGGAGAGUGAAGGGUACAAUUGAGCAGUUUAUGAAGAUCUUAGAGGAGAUUGACACAAUGAUCCUACCAGAAAAUUUCAAGGACAGUAGGUUAAAAAGAAAAGGCUUGGUGAAAAAGGUUCAGGCAUUCCUAUCUGAGUGUGACACAGUGGAGCAGAACAUCUGCCAGGAGACUGAGCGGCUGCAGUCUACAAAUUUGGCCCUUGCUGAGUGAGGUGCAUUGGAGGCUCUGCUCUCUACCAGUUCAGCUGAAUUGCAGCACCACAGCCCUGCCCUCUCUGGAACAGAAGUUGCCUAUUUCUCUAAGCCACCAGAAGCAACUAGCCAAUUGCCAAUUUUCUUACUCCUACACCAGUUCUCAAUGAAAAAGUACUGUCUUUGCAACCUUAAGUAGAGUUCCGUUUUCUCAUUCUGUCUUUGUGUGGCUGUGCUGUCAAGCAGUAACCUUAUCUGGCAAGGGCCUACCUGCCCAUGUUUUACUCACUUGCUUUUUUUUUCCCCCCAGUACAGAGGUUUGAACUCAGUGCC